Molecule: messenger RNA, 979 nt
Organism: Ananas comosus (pineapple)
Lineage: Eukaryota; Viridiplantae; Streptophyta; Magnoliopsida; Poales; Bromeliaceae
Exons: 5
Coding region: 24-863 (279 amino acids)
Cellular component (GO): membrane
Molecular function (GO): starch binding
Source: RefSeq, a predicted model, not a curated record
UUGCCGUGAGCGUGGACUGAUCGAUGGAUGCAUUGGCAAAAAGGCUGUUCUGCUAUUCCAAGGGGUUGCCGCUCAUGGAGACCGCCAUAAGAACUACCACCACUCCAACUGCCUUGCCCUUCCCCACGCCUCGUGUUCGUCUCUAUCCUUUCGAGAAGGUUACCGGGGGCUAUCUCUUCUUUUCCCAGAAGACGAGACCCAUUCGAUCAUCCAUGUCUCCACCCUCGGCGGCAGCUGCACAGGAUGACGUGGCGCACAUCACCGCCUCUCUAACUCUAGCGGAAGCAAACACAGUGCGUGUCAAAUUUGUUCUGCAGAAGGAAUGCUUCUUUCUUCUUGUAGGGGAUGAUCCGGCAUUUGGGCUUUGGGACCCGUCCGAAGGAAUUUCCUUGGAAUGGUCUGAUGGCCAUGUCUGGACAGUUGAUGUGGUGAGACGAAGGACAAUAUUACUACUCUCAACCCUUUAUUUAAUGAGAACGAACAUCAUCAUCUUAUUGUUGAAACGCAGGAUUUACCCGUUAAAAAAGUCAAUUCAGUUCAAAUUUGUACUCCAAGGUUUCUCAGGGUCCGUGGAUUGGCAGCCUGGCCCCAACAGAACCUUACAGAUAUGGGAAACUACGAAGUCCAUUGUUGUCUCCGAAGACUGGUACAAUGCAGAGAAUCAGAACAUAUGUAUAGAACAACCACUCAACAUUCACGUGAAUGAAAUAAUCCCCGAUAUAGUAAGCAGUGGCACAGUUGUAUUGGAUAACGUAAACAAGUUGAUGGAAGGCAUGAAUGAUGAGAAGAGGCUGAAUGAUGGGGGAGAUCGGGUCCUGAUCCCAGGCUUGGUUCCUUUUCCUGUCUCAGGGGGGUGCUUCUGAGCUUCCAAAGGAAGCUGUAGUAGAUGAAGCUAAGGACUGCAAUCCAUCACAGGUUGUUGUUUGAUGAAAUGGCAAAUGCAAUAUUUCCACUUAUAGCAAUAAACUCAUCUUAGCUC